AUGUUGUUCGUAACGGUGCUGCUACUGGCGCAUUUUGUCUCCGCGGCCUACGAGCUGGAUCCUAACUCGACGGCUUCCAUCGUCUCUGUAGGCAAGCAAAUGGCUGCAGACAUGUUGUCCUUCUACGACGGUGACAAACCAGGCGGUACACCGGGUCUUUUACCAGCACCGUACUACUGGUGGGAGGCCGGUGCUAUGAUGGGAACUCUGGUUGAUUACUGGUAUUACACGGGCGAUGAGCAGUACAACAAACUUGUACAAGAAGCGCUCCUCUUUCAGGUCGGUGAUGACAACGACUUUAUGCCGCGAAAUCAGACCGUGACAGAAGGGAAUGAUGACCAAGGUUUCUGGGGUCUAGCUGUCAUGAGUGCCGCCGAGUACAAGUUUCCAGAUCCCCCAGAGGAUAAACCGCAGUGGUUAGGUCUAGCACAAGCAGUCUUUAAUACGCAGGCUGCUCGAUGGGAUACGGAGCACUGCAAUGGCGGUUUGCGUUGGCAGAUUUUCAAAUGGAACACGGGAUUCGAUUACAAAAACUCCAUCUCACAAGCAUGCUUUUUCGCGCUUGGUGCCCGACUGGCCUUGUAUACGGGGAACGACUCUUAUGCCGAGUGGGCCGAGAAGACGUGGGAUUGGAUGGUUGGCAUUGGCUUCAUCGACCAGGAUUGGCGCGUCAUUGACGGUGCGCAUGUUGGUACGAAGUGCACCGAUCAUGUGCCCUAUCAGUUCUCGUACAAUGCUGGAGGCUUCCUUCUCGGUGCUGCUGCAAUGUACAAUUACACCGAGAAGCCCAUCUGGAGGCAAAGGUUGGAUAGUCUGCUGGACGGAAGCAAGGUGUUCUUUACAGGGCCCGAGAAAAACAUCAUGACAGAAGUGGCAUGCGAAGCAGUCCAUCGAUGUAACCUGGAUCAACAAUCCUUCAAGGCCUUCCUCGGCCGCUGGUUGGCCGCAAUCACCAAGUGGGCACCGCACACGUACGAUUUCGUGAUGCCGUAUCUUCGCGCCUCUGCCGUAGCUGCGGCCAAGCAAUGUGUCGGAGGCGACAACAAGCGCAUGUGCGGUUUGAAAUGGAACCAGGACAAGUACGACGGGACGACUGGCGCGGGCCAGCAGAUGGCGGCACUGUCGGUAACCCUGGCGUGCAUGGUGAAGAAUCGGCCCUCGCCAGUCACUCAACACAGUGGUGGCACCAGCAAGGGCAACCCAGGCUCGGGCGGGAGCGACAUUGGGCGCGACGAACCUGCUCCUCCCGUGUACCGGCCGCUCACCGCGGGUGACCGAGCUGCAGCUGCGAUUUUGACCGCCGGGAUUCUCGUCGGCAUGCUCGGCGGCAUCGGAUGGCUCUUGGGAGAUGAGACAUUGGACAAGUCUGCUUUACAGCAAGUCCGGAGCUGUCGAGGCUCUGCUUCCGCGGCCGUUGGCGCGGCUGCUAGGGCGACAGCUACUGCCGGGUUGCGACUGGUCCGCCGGCAUCAUCAAGCUGUGGAUAGGAAGACUGUUGUUGCCAGGGUCGGCACAAUAACAAACACCGUAUCUCAAGGUCAAGCAGAUGGGACAACAGUUCAAGCUCGUGAAGCAGCAGACGCAAAGGCAUAG
Messenger RNA from Ustilaginoidea virens, 1593 nucleotides. RefSeq lists its product as uncharacterized. The record is from RefSeq and is a predicted model, not a curated record. Gene Ontology annotation, molecular function: mannan endo-1,6-alpha-mannosidase activity. The transcript has 3 exons. The coding region runs from base 1 to 1593 and encodes 530 amino acids. NCBI's taxonomy places the organism in Eukaryota, Fungi, Ascomycota, Sordariomycetes, Hypocreales, Clavicipitaceae. Gene Ontology annotation, biological process: fungal-type cell wall biogenesis; carbohydrate catabolic process.